CCCCCCCCGGCGAAACCUAACGCUCUCAAAUCCCCAAAUCAUCCAUUUCCCUCUCCCAAUCAACUCGCGUCUAUCUUUUCGAUCCAAAAUUAUUAGAGGGGAAGGAAAAAUAAAUAAAUAAUAAAAAAAUAAAAUGCCGAGCGUAUUCCCAAAUCCAUUUCCUAAUUAAGCUGCGUAUAUCUUUCUUCGAUCCAGAAAUUGUUAGAUUGUAUACAUUCGUGAGAGAAGGAAGAAGAAGAUGCCGAGCGUGGGGGUGAAGCUGUACAGCGUCUUCUUCAAGCUCCUCCUGAAGCACCGCCUGCAAUCUCUCCUCCAGCAGCAGAAGAAUCUACAGAAUUCUGCACCUCUUUCUUCUUCUUCUUCUUCUGCCUUCGGCGCGGGUAUUGUUUGCCGGCCGGACGAGUCGACGGCUCCGGCCAAUCCGUCCUUCGCCGCCGACGGCGUCGCGACGAAGGACAUCCACAUCGACCCCCUCUCCUCCCUCUCCAUCCGCAUCUUCCUCCCCGACUCCUCCCUCUCCUCCGCCGAUCCCCGCCCCCGCCGCAACAGCUUCGUCCCGUCGCACCCCGCCCCCGCUCCCGCUCCCGCUCCGCGCCGCAGCAGCUACGAUCCCCCCUCCGGAUCCGCCAAUGGCGUUUCCCCCGCCGCCGCCGCCGCCUACCGCGGUUACCUCCCCUCCUCGCGCGGCGCCGCGGCAGGCAGAUCCAGGAGGCUCCCCGUCGUGAUCCAGUUCCACGGCGGCGGAUUCAUCGCCGGCAGCAACGCGUCGGCGGCGAACGACUUGUUCUGCCGGCGGAUCGCGAAGCUGCUCGACGUGGUCGUCGUCGCGGUCGGGUACCGGCUGGCGCCCGAGAGCAGGUUCCCGGCCGCCUUCGACGACGGGAUGAAGGUGCUGCGCUGGCUCGCCAAGCAGGCCAACCUCGCCGAGUGCAGCAAGUCGAUGGGGAGCUUGAAGGGAGGAGGAGGAGGAGGAGGAGGGGACGGAGGGGGGAUGGGAGGCGGCGCGGAGGGGCGCAAGUCGCACAUCGUGGACUCCUUCGGGGCCUCCACGGUCGAGCCGUGGCUCGCGGCGCACGGAGAUCCUUCCAGAUGUGUUCUCCUUGGUGUUUCCUGUGGUGCCAACAUUGCUGAUUAUGUUGCUAGGAAAGCAGUUGAAGCUGGGAAUCUCAUCGACCCUGUGAAGGUCGUUGCCCAGGUUCUCAUGUAUCCCUUUUUCAUAGGAAGUGUACCAACGCACUCAGAAAUUAAGCUAGCAAACUCCUACUUCUAUGACAAGUCCAUGUGCAUACUUGCUUGGAAACUGUUCCUACCCGAAGAUGAGUUUAGCUUAGACCACCCUGCUGCCAACCCCCUUGUACCCGGGAGGGGCCCGCCGUUGAAAGUAAUGCCUCCGACUUUAACAGUGAUCGCAGAGCAUGAUUGGAUGAGGGAUCGUGCUAUCGCCUAUUCUGAGGAGCUGAGAAAGGUGAACGUUGAUGCGCCGGUUCUUGAAUACAAGGAUGCCGUUCAUGAGUUUGCCACGCUUGACAUGCUCCUCAAGACUCCGCAGGCGCAGGCAUGUGCAGAGGACAUUGCAAUAUGGGUGAAGAAGUACAUAUCCCUUCGAGGACAUGAGUUUUCAUAUUAGAUUUCGGCAGUUUUUUGUUUAAUAGAUUGAGAAGGGAAGAGCAUCACCGCAGGAAUGUUUCUUGAGGCAGCUACCGUUAGCAGGUUCGUUGUAUUUUAAAUUUUUUCAUAUGUUUAUUUGUGUACUUUGUAAAAUGUGAACAGUAAGCGUAAUUGAAUUGGUGCUGUUCCCUUAGCUCUCAUUCUUUCAUUCCCUUGCUAUAUAUUCUUGUACUACACAUUCAGUUGAACCAACAUUGGCGCUGAUCUAGCUGGAACUGAUAAUCUUGCUCAUGUAAGAGCAUGAGUUUUACAGGCAUAGAAACUAUUAUUGUUCAUCCUAGCAUAGAGAAAUUUUAAAUUUGCUAUUGUUGUUUGAGAACUGAGCAGUUCAAUUACUUUUUUGUAGUUGUACUCUGAUAUACAUCUGAAUUUUGUGCCAAAUGUCAUGUGUUGGCAAUUUUUCGAUCA
Ananas comosus (pineapple) is the source of this 2076-nucleotide messenger RNA. RefSeq names its product probable carboxylesterase 11. The transcript is spliced from 2 exons. The record is from RefSeq and is a predicted model, not a curated record. Gene Ontology annotation, molecular function: hydrolase activity. The coding region runs from base 239 to 1627 and encodes 462 amino acids. NCBI's taxonomy places the organism in Eukaryota, Viridiplantae, Streptophyta, Magnoliopsida, Poales, Bromeliaceae.